CCCACACCGACCAUGCUAUUAGCCCUGCACACAUUCGCCUCGCUCCUCCUCGCCUCCCUCGUGGUCGCGCAGUCCCAGUCCACAUCCACACCGACAGCUGCCCCCACUGCGCCGACGACGAUCCCCACCGGCGGCGUGGCGACCACGACAACCUUCCAUGGGACGAUCAAUGAUGGCGCCCAGGUCAUGACCCUUGACACCGCGACAGUCAAGUACAUCCUCGCCAAUGUGACGGUCAAGUUCCCGACCUCGUCAGACUGGUGGGCAGCCGAGGCCAAGCACCCUUGGCCCAACCUCGCCCUCCUGGGCGGGCCAUUGAACAACGUCUCCCUCCCGCCGCUGUCCAGCCUGCCCCAAGGCUCGCGGUACUACUAUGCCUACAACUUCAACCUCACUCUGAACAAUGAUGACACGUCGCUGCUGAAGGCGCCCUUGGUCGUGGCGCAAGAGGGUCGAAGCGGAGACCCAUCGUGGCCCAACUUCUUACAGCCUGCGAGCUUCGUGGCGAAAGAGUUGAUUAAUGCCAAAGUGCGCCCAGGACAAGGUUAUUACCUCAGAUACCUGUUCGACUCGUACUCGGGCACAUCAUCCCAGCCCAACAACUUCCUGAACGUCACCUCGGACAAGUUUGAGAUCAGAGCAGGUAGCAUCACCACAUACCCGGCAAACUUCUCCGUGGCCGACAAUUACCAGUACUCCCCUUCGGAAGCAAUGGGAUCAGGCGCUGGAAUUGUGCUCCCUGGUUCUCUGUUGGUCGUUGGUUUGCUGGCUGCAGCAGUGCUGUGAGAGUCUGAUUCCCUGUCUGUAACAUGAAUGCCCCGUGACGUGCUCCCGCACAAGACCUCAUAACCCAAU
Molecule: messenger RNA, 855 nt
Organism: Vanrija pseudolonga
Lineage: Eukaryota; Fungi; Basidiomycota; Tremellomycetes; Trichosporonales; Trichosporonaceae
Exons: 3
Coding region: 13-786 (257 amino acids)
Source: RefSeq, a predicted model, not a curated record